CGCUCGCUGCACAAACCAAGAAAAAAAGCUCUCAACACACACGACUCGAAAGAAGCUCCGCUCUCUCGCCAUGUAUCUAGAUACGAAAAACUUGACGGCCAGCAGCACCAACACCAACACGAACAGCAGCAGCAGCAGCAUCCACACAUCAGCUUCGAUGACAGCGACAGCAGCAACACCUUUGGGCGUGCCCAAGACUGUGCGACGCAUGCGCAAAGUCUGGCAGCCCCUGCGCCGCCUGCUGACAGUGGGUGGCAAGGGCAGGCCGGCGCCCCUGACACUGGCCCACCCCAACAAUGUGGAUCUCAACAACACACAGCAGCAGCAGCAGCAGCAGCAGCAACAGAUCGAGCUUAUCCUCGAGGAUGAGAGCAAGUCAACGCCUGAGGAGUCUAUCUACAAGUACGGGGCGGAGCUGAGGCAACUCCCCGUGGAGGAUGAGGUGUCACUCACCCAGCCCCCCAACACGCCCACCCUCAUCAGCAGCGUCUAUGUGGAGAAGGCCAGCGCACAGAGUUGUGGCGCCUGCCCCCACGGACGCAACUGUCAGCACACACAUCACAACAGCAACAGCAACAGAAACACGACCACGACCACGGCAACAUCAAGUGCAACUGCAGCACAGUUGCCCAGCAAUCUCUGGGAUCUGCAGUUGCCGUUGCAAUACAUUAGCACCGAUAACGGCACCUUCUUCUGGGCCAACACCCAGGAGCGGGUGGACGACGACCUGCUGCACGCCCUACUCUGCCAGAGCUUCAGCCAACUGCCCGGCACCCUCUGCUAGCUGGAUCUCCCACAUGUUCCAGCCACCCCCACCCCCAGUACACAGAUCUCUCACAUUAGGGGGACACUCCCCCUAAUUAUUGUAAUUUCAUUUAUUUAUUCUCCUGCGCAAUAUAUACGUUGUUAAUGUGAUACUAAUUUGCAUAUAAAAUUAAAUAUACACUACAUACACCUUUGUA
This is a messenger RNA of Drosophila persimilis, 962 nucleotides long. It is a transcript of the gene E(spl)m2-BFM, whose product is annotated as enhancer of split M2 protein. The record is from RefSeq and is a predicted model, not a curated record. The coding region runs from base 71 to 784 and encodes 237 amino acids. Gene Ontology annotation, biological process: Notch signaling pathway; sensory organ development. NCBI's taxonomy places the organism in Eukaryota, Metazoa, Arthropoda, Insecta, Diptera, Drosophilidae. The transcript has a single exon.